AUGAUAGACGCGGACCCGAUUCGGCUGAACGCAUCCCCGCCCACGAAACCGUGCCAUAAUUGUCGGAGGAGGCGGCUAAGGUGCGAUCGUUCUAUUCCAGACUGUCAUAAAUGUGUCAGCAAAGGUGAGAAGUGUCUGGGUUAUGGCAACCUGCUCCGGUGGACCAACGCCGUGGCCGUCAGGGGCAAUCUCGCAAGCCAAAUAUCACAACACCAAAGCCAUAGCCGGCCCAAAGAUGUCAUCAUUUCACAUAACGUUCUGCCAAAAAGGUGCCAAAAGCCGGACACGGUGCUUCAAUGUCUUCAGCUUCCCCUGAUCGACCCUUUGCUGGUCAGCCUCAAACCUCAACACCGUGUCUAUAUCGGCCACUUCGAGCGAUCCGUCUGUAAAGACCUAGUCUCGUGGGACCACCAAGACGCCUACAACCCGUUCCGCUCCAUGCUCUCCCUAGUAGACAGCUUCGAUUACAUCCGCGAGAUAACCCUCGCCACCGCCGCGGUCCACAUGGUGACCAUCCGCCGGAACCACGGGCUCACCUACCAAAAGGAACUCGUCGACGCCCUCGCCGCCAAGGGCCAGGCAUACCGCCUCCUCCGCCGCGCCCUCGAAAACCUGGCCGCGGUCGACAAGCCGAUCGCCGUGGUGGCCGUGGUAUUCUUCAUCAACUUCGACCUCAUCGAGUCCGGGCGCGGCUCGUGGAAGACGCACAUCGAGGCCGCGGGGAAUCUUCUCAGGUCGAUCCACGCCAUGGAGAUCAAGAACCAGGUCCCGCCCAGCAUCGCCAAGCUCGCCGACAUCGUCGUCGCGGACUGCAUCACGUACCACGUGCUCGGCUCGGCCUUUGCCAGCUCCGGGGACACCGCCAUGUCGGCGUUCGAGUCCAUCGACAUCAAGUCCGUCCUGCAGAGGGCAGCGCCGUUCAGCUACGGGUGCUACCCGCCGAUCAUGCUCGAGAUCCUGUCUCAGGCCAGCCACUUGUCUCAAAAGGAUAUCUCAAAGGCCAGGGACCUCAUGAAUCAGCUCUGUGUGCUUGACUUUAGGGCCUGGGUAUAUAGUAUCCCGGGCCUGUCGCCGAAGGACGACCUCGAAGUGAGGGUGGCCAUAGCAGAUGCACAUCGGGCCGCAACAUGCUUGUACAUCCUUCUCGCCGUGCCGGCACUGGAGUGCCACACGCUCUGCGGAGAGUGCAUCACGGCGGAGGCCCAGACCCGCACGGUCCUGGACCAGCUGGCGUCUGUGCCGAUCGAGCACGCAUUGGCCAAGGGGUUGAUAUGGCCCACCUUCAUGGUCGGCGCCCAGACGGACGAUCCCGAGGAGCGGCAGUGGUGCUAUGGAAGGAUGGAAAAGAUAUGGGUGGCCAGCCCCUUCAUUUGCCCCUGGGGGUAUAUCGAGACUGCCAUGACCAUGAUGCAGCGUGUAUGGGAGACCAAGGAUGCAAAGCUCAAGAGUGGUGGCGGAGAAGCGGGAAUAAAUUGGCUACAGGAGUUGAAGGGAGCCCCUGACCACGCUCUGAUUGUAUAA
Diaporthe citri is the source of this 1521-nucleotide messenger RNA. RefSeq lists its product as uncharacterized. Gene Ontology annotation, biological process: positive regulation of transcription by RNA polymerase II. The transcript has 2 exons. Gene Ontology annotation, molecular function: transcription cis-regulatory region binding; zinc ion binding; DNA-binding transcription factor activity, RNA polymerase II-specific. The coding region runs from base 1 to 1521 and encodes 506 amino acids. Lineage: Eukaryota; Fungi; Ascomycota; Sordariomycetes; Diaporthales; Diaporthaceae. Gene Ontology annotation, cellular component: nucleus. The record is from RefSeq and is a predicted model, not a curated record.